AAUGGCGUAAAUAGCAGUAAGUCUGGAUGUGCGGAUUACAAAGAGUGUCGCCGAUUUGAUAAAUUAUUUCGACAAUCAAAAAGAAAUGUCGAAUCGUGAUCCGGACAAUUUAAUGGCUACGAACGAUGAAAAUUUCGAUUAUUUAUUCAAAAUUGUACUUAUUGGCGAUUGUGGUACAGGAAAAACAUGUGUUGUUCAAAGAUUUCGAUCUGGCACAUUUAUCGAAAGGCAUGGAAAUACAAUUGGUGUAGAUUUUUCCAUGAAAACUGUACUCAUUGAUGAUAAGAAAGUUAAAUUACAAAUAUGGGAUACAGCUGGUCAAGAGAGAUUUCGUACAAUAACUCAAAGUUAUUAUAGAUCUGCUAAUGGUGUUAUUGUAGUUUAUGAUAUUACAAAGAGAUCUACAUUUUUAAGUUUACAACAUUGGGUUGAAGAAGUACGAAGGUAUACUUCAUCACAUGUGUUAUUGAUCUUAGUUGGUAACAAAUGUGAUUUAGAAAAUUUACGAGAAGUUGAGAAAGGUGAGGCAGAAGCUCUUUGUCAGUAUCUUCCUGAAGUGCUACAAAUAGUGGAAACAUCAGCCAAAGAAAAUACCAAUAUAGAUUCUGUAUUUUUCUAUCUGGCAUCUGAGCUUAAAAGAAGACAUGAAAAUCGCCAAAUAAAUGCUAAUGAAGAUGAAAUUGUUAGACUUGGUGCAAGUAGAAAAUUAACUUCGUGUUCAAGUUGUUCAUAUAAAAUAUUUUAG
Molecule: messenger RNA, 745 nt
Organism: Eufriesea mexicana
Lineage: Eukaryota; Metazoa; Arthropoda; Insecta; Hymenoptera; Apidae
Gene: Rab19
Product: RAS oncogene family member Rab19
Exons: 5
Coding region: 86-745 (219 amino acids)
Molecular function (GO): GTP binding; GTPase activity
Source: RefSeq, a predicted model, not a curated record